Corticium candelabrum is the source of this 2291-nucleotide messenger RNA. RefSeq lists its product as uncharacterized. Gene Ontology annotation, molecular function: protein binding. Gene Ontology annotation, biological process: regulation of apoptotic process. The record is from RefSeq and is a predicted model, not a curated record. NCBI's taxonomy places the organism in Eukaryota, Metazoa, Porifera, Homoscleromorpha, Homosclerophorida, Plakinidae. Bases 149 to 2167 code for a protein of 672 amino acids. Gene Ontology annotation, cellular component: nucleus; cytoplasm. The transcript has 11 exons.
AUCAAACUUGACCAGUUGCCAAGUUCGUUUGCCAGAGUUAAUCGAGACGUCGAGACGCCUGGCUAGAGAGAAAAGAAAGGAAAGUAAGAAGCAUAUCACUGAUCAAAGACUGCAGCAGAUCAACUAAGUCUGCUGAGAGCACCUUGGUAUGGAUCGCAAAGAACAAUGGAAACAAAGAAAACUGCUACUGCAAAUUGGAAAGGAACUAACAGAGGAAGAAAUGUCCAGUGCUAUAUUCAUUCUAAAAGUUGACAUCCAUGACAGUCAAGAACACACACAGAAAUGGAAGCAAAUAAUUGGAUCACUUGAAGAAAUAGAGAGAAAAGACAAGAUUUCAAUCAUUCAGCUAUUACGCGAACUCCUAGAACAAAUUGACUUACAAAAGGUCGUUGAUAAGUACUACAAUUUGUUUUCUACAAGUCAAGAAAGUCAUGGAUUACCUAGUAACAUGCUCGAUACAGCUAGCCAAUGUACUACUGACACACACGUUGAAGAAGACUGUGUUUCAAAUCCACGUGAUGCUUAUGUCACUCAGUCUAGGCAUACAGGAGAUGAAUCUCAUGAAAAGGUCAUUCCAGUCCAAUGUUCUGACAACGAAUUGAACAAUGGGUGUUCAACAGAAGAAAAAUAUAAUGUAGACACUACGAUUGUGAAUCCACCAUCACAUGUAGCUGCUGAAAUGUCUCCAAGUAAAGAUGAUGCUGUAUACACUCAACUGCAUGAGAUACUUAUGGAAACGAGUGCAGGAAGCUCUCCGGCUUUAACUUGCACCAAACAACACUCAGCCCCACAAUAUUCCGAGCCUACUGAUCCACUAGACAGACAAAGCGUUUCACUCACCAACUCUUCAUGUAGAAGCUCUCGUAUCAGAAGAAAGUCUUGGCCUGUUAGAGCAAUUGAAAUCUCUGAUUCAGAUCACAGAUCUCACAACCAUUUUCCAGUUCCAGCUGAGCUGAUGCAACUCGUUGAACCAGAUCAAGUAGAAUUUGAACGUUGGUGGCUUGCAGCUGAAGGUCCAGAGUAUCCUCUACAAAUCAAGUAUCAAGCUCUGUUUCAAGAGAAUCUUAGAAAAGCGCUUCCAGAAUUGUUGGCUGCAUCAGGUCGUACUGAUGGCUUACAAAGGCUUGUUGAUGCUAUCGGACCAAGGGCACUGUUCCACAGACACACAAACACUUGGACACCACUAGACUGGGCAGCCAGUAGUGGACGGCUUUCUUGUGUCCAAUGGCUUAUCCAACACUAUGAUGCCGUCUAUUUGAAUCAUGCUUUGCUUUGGGCUGGACAAAAUGGUCACGAGGAUGUGAUGCAAGAGCUGAUUGAAAGUGGAGCAAAUCCUUGUUUUCGACAUCCGACUGGAGACUCUGUGCUCCACUUUGCAAGUCGAGUUGGUCAAAACAAAGUUAUUCAAUUGAUUCUUCGUCAGUUCAGAGGACAGCUCACGUCCAACCAUGGAACAUUUUUUGGUCACUAUACACCACUACAUGAAGCAGCAGACUGUGGACAACCGGCCACAGUCUCAGUGCUUCUUAAAGAAGGUGCCCAUGUCAAUGCAAUGUCACUGCUUGGUGAAACUCCCUUGGUGUUGGCAGUCAAAGGAAAGUGUGACCGUGAACACAGAUUGUGUGUAGACAUUCUACUGCAGCAUGGAGCAGAUGUAGCUAUCACAGACAAGAAGAACAGAACAGUCUUCCAACAUGCUACUGAUAAUCCGGCUUGUUAUCUUACUUUCCUUCAACAUGGAGCAAUACCAAACACACAAGUGGAUAUCGACACUGUUGAUAAUUUCAUCACACUGCGACUUUUACAGUCUCAUCGAUCAGAGAUUGCUUACAAUAUUGAGAGGUGGAGGCUAAGGUGUCCUAAGACACAAGCAAAAAUUAUCCCUUUGGAGCACAUUUCUCUACUGGAGAUGAAACAACGAGCUCACCACGUCUUGCUGAAGUUUCAGCAACAUUUGUAUAAACAACAUGGCUUGAUAUUAAUGUGGACUUGUGCAGCAUUGAAAUCACUGGCAAAUUCUGUAGUUGGACAACAAGUCGACAGCGUGAUGAAGUCUGCAUACAUGCACUUACAACUCCUCUACAAGAACCAGCCACAGCGAAACGUAAAUUCAAACACAGUUUUGCUCUUUACAGAUAAACAUGGUCAUUUUCAGUUUGAUGCCUAGAGCGUACAUGUAUGUAUACUAGAAUCUAUGUAUAGUGAACAGCAUGUAACCAAUGUAUAGUGAAUAGUAAAUCAACUGUGAUAGUUGUCAAUGUAUAGUGAAUAGUAAAUCAACUGUGAUAGUU